Messenger RNA from Emiliania huxleyi CCMP1516, 3401 nucleotides. RefSeq lists its product as hypothetical. The record is from RefSeq and is a predicted model, not a curated record. Bases 12 to 3182 code for a protein of 1056 amino acids. NCBI's taxonomy places the organism in Eukaryota, Haptophyta, Isochrysidales, Noelaerhabdaceae. The transcript has a single exon.
ACAAGACUAAGAUGGCGGUCCUCAUCAAGCGCGGCGAUUGCGACUUUGUGGUCAAGGCGCGCAACGCGCAGGCGGCUGGCGCGUCCGCCGCCCUCAUCUACGACCGGGUGUCGGGCCCCAUCCUGACGAUGAUUGCGGGCGACAACGACGCGAGCGACAUCCACAUUCCGUCCAUCAUCAUCACCAAGGAGAAAGGCACCGCGCUCGCCACGAGGCUCAAGAGGGAGAACUCCAACAACUCGCGACUGUACGCCACGCUCCGGCUGCCGCUCGAGCGCGACGUGGCGCUCUCGGCCGGCAUCCCGCUGCAGGGGCAUCUCGAGGCGCAGGGCUACGCGCUGCACCGGCUGACCGUCUCGCACGCGUCACGCAUCCUCAUCUCGGUGUCGGCCAGCUCCGCCACCGGCGACAUCGACCUCUACGUCUCGUCGGAUGGCACGCCGCCCACCACGACCCACUACGGCUGGGCGGCGAUGGCGCUCGGCGCCGACUUCCUCGAGCUGCGGCCCGACGAGGAGGGGUACGUCGGCGGCGAUGCCACGCCGGGCACAUACAUCAUCGGCGCCUACAACGCCGGCGGGGACGAGGCCACCUACACCAUCGUCGCCACCGUGGGGGGCACUCCCAUCCUCGCGCCGGCGGGCACGCCGCUCAACGGGCGCGCCGCGCUUGGCGAGCCGAUGCUCUACCGCUACUUGCACGCGCCCGGCAAGAACGCGUCGGCGCUGCAGAUGGCGGUCGCCGCCCUCUCGGGCAACCCCGACCUGUGCGUCUCGCGCAACGCGAGCGCGAUGGAGAAGCUGCCGCUCCUCUCUGGCGCGACCGACGUGGCUGCGCGCGAGGCGGCCGAGAAGGAGACCGAGGCGUUCCGCGCCGCCAUCGCGGAGCACUGCACCUGGCACCGCGAGCUCGACGGCUCCGACACGCUCACCGUGCGGCACGACGAGCCCGAGGGCGGGCCGGGCUGGUACUACGCCGCCGUCUUCACCGACGACGCCUCGGCCCAGUUCACCUUCACCGCGCGCGUGGUGGACGGCAAGGCGGUCCCGCUCGAGCCGAACCAGCCGGCCUCUGGCGGCGCGCCGACGGGCGGGUGGUCGUACUACGCGCUCAACUUGGGCGACGACUCGGACCACCCCGUCGAGGAGGUGAGCCUCGUCCUCACCGCCACGCUGGGCGAGCCGGACCUCUUCGUCUCGUUCGGCGAGAAGCUGCCCGGCCGAGCCGACGCGGAGCACGACGCGGCCAAAGUCGGCGGGCGAAGCGCGUACACCCUCACGCUGCCCGCCUCGGACCUCGGCACCGCGACGAGGCUGCUCAUCGGCGUCCAGGCCGAGGGCACGCCGUGCGCGUUCUCGCUGACAGCGACGGUGACGCGAAGGGCGGCCAAGGGCGAGGGCUCCGGCGGCUCCGGCGGCUCUGGCGGCUUCCCGCCGGCCUCCCCGCCGCCUCCGUCGCUGGAGCCGGUUCUUCGUCUGCUGCCGGCGACGCCAAUGGCAAUGGACGUGAGCGACGCCGGCGUCAAGAACUUUGAGUACGUGGUGCCCUCGCCGUCCACGGACCUCGAGCUCGUCGUCACGCCGCUCGGGGGCGAGUGGGAGUCCGACCGGCCGCCGCAGAGCCUGCUCCCUCCCAAGCUGCUCGCCGUCACCGGCGGCCCGAACGAGGGGCGCGCGACGCCCGCCCACCACGACUUUCCUCCCCAGCGCACCCUCUUCGAGAGCAGCACCGUGCGCGACGCCGGCGAGCGCAACGUCGACGCCCGCGGCUCGUGGACGUACAAGCUGGUGCAGUCCAGCAAGCGGUGCCGGGCGGCCCACGCCGACCUCGGCACCGCAAGCUCGGCGCAGGACUGCGCCGCAAAGUGCCGCGCGUCUGCGGACGGCUGCGCGUACUUCACGUACGGGCGCCGCGGUGGGAAGUGCCACGCCGAGCGCACAACCUCCUCCGCCUGCCCCGAGGGGCUCGAGCGGGCGGACCUCGAGCUGUACGCUCUCUUCCCGCCGUGGGACGAGGCAACCUCGCUCCGGAUCGCGGCGCAGGACGCGGCGCCCGCCUCGUGCGCCGCCGCCUCGGGGGGCGCGGGCUGCGUGCUGCACGCGGCGGUCAUCUGCGACGCGCCGCCAUGCCACUUCUCGGUCGUUGCCGCCCCGGCCGACCAGCCGAUCAAGCUGGUCGGCCAGGCGCAGCGGCGCGUGCGGCCUGCAAACGAGUGGGCCUACUUCUCCGUGCGCGUGGCAAAAGACGCGACGGACGUGGUCCUGACGAUGCGCGUGGAGAGCGGCUCGCCCUCGCUCUGCGUCGUCGAGACGGUCGACACGGCCGACGACAGCUCCCCCGACUUUGACUCGGACGACCGGGAGGACGGCGCCUGUCCGCAGGCCCACCCCGCGAGGGCGGCGGACCCAAAGCUCGUGCUCCAGCAGUCGGAUGUGGCGGCGGACGCGUGGCUCAAGCGCAGCGAUGGCGACGGCUCCUUCUUCACGCUCGAGCUCCUCCCGUCGGACAAGCGCUGGUGCACCAGUUGCUCCAUCCUCCUCGCCGCCGCCUCGCCCGAGGCCGCGAGCACCUUCACCCUCACCGCCGUCGUGGGUGGCGUCAGCCCGGCGGGCGGAGGGGGGCAUGGCGGCGGCGGCGGCGGCGGCGGGGUGGGGGGCGGCGGCAGCGCCGUUGGGGCCGUCUUCACCUGGUUGUUGGUGAUCGGCGUCAUCGCCGGCGGCGGCUACGUCGGCCGCAAGCGGUACGUGCGCGGCCAGCCGCUCGUGCCCGGUUUUGUGAAGAACUUCCAGGCCCCGUCGAUGGACUCGCUGCGUGGGAUGCUGCCCGCGUCGCUGCCCUCUCUGCGCUCGUCCAGAAGCCGCGCGCAGGUCAGCGUCGGCGCCGGCGCCGGCGCCGGCGGCCCCGGCGCCAUCGACCGGGCGCGCUCGGCGCUCAACCGGCGCACGCGCGGCACGCGGCUCGCCGACCAGGAGCUGCGCUCCUACGACGCGCCGCUCGCGCCCGGGGACGGCUUCAACCCCGUGCCUUCGCCGCUGCACGGCGGCGCCCCGCCGGCCGGCGGCAGUUACGUAGCGCCCGUGUUGGCGCCCGCCGGCGGCAUCGCUCCCGCUGACGAGGAGCCGACCGUGACACCUCUCACGAGCGUCGCGGCAGCGCAGGCAGCUGCCGCGGCGAGGGUGUGAAGCCCCAUACCGCCCGUCCUUACUACGGGACGUGCUGGCUGCGAUCUCUGCUCUCUGGUGCUCUCUCGCAUCGCUUUCGAACUGCGGCUUGUUCCCUCGCCGCACACACUAGUGUCCGGCCCAGCCGAGAAAUGUACCUGCGAGAGGUCGUGUGUGUCUGUGUUUUGCCAUGUGACUGAGGAGGGAAAUUAAGAUUCGCUUCCACACACGCUCGUAGUC